AUGGCUCCCCAGUCUGAUCGGUGUCCUUACAAAGAGCAGGGCAACGGCAAGUACUUCCAGUGCCCCACCCCAGCCUCCACACUCAUCCCGGGCGACUUGUCCAUCCCUUCGGAGGAGGAGAUGGAGGAGGAGGACCUGCUGGAGCCCUCGGCAGCCAGGAGCGAGUGCAAGCGGCGCCCCCGGGGUCGGGGCAAGCCCAGGAGCCCGAAGGUGGUGCAGAAGAUCAAGAAAAGCCGGCGCAUCAAGGCCAACAACCGGGAGAGGAACAGGAUGCACAACCUGAACGGCGCCCUGGACGCACUGCGGGAGGUGCUGCCUGCAUUCCCGGAAGAUGCCAAGUUGACCAAAAUCGAGACUCUCCGCUUCGCCCACAAUUACAUCUGGGCACUGACGGAGGCUCUGCGCCUGGCCGAUCCCCUCGGCGGCCCCGGGGACUCCAACUACGAGGGGCCCGAGCAGCAAUACCUAGACUCGGGGCUGAGCUGCCCUAGCCCCGGCGCUUCGGGCAGCUCCUGGAAUAGCUUCAGCUCGCCGUCCUCUUCCUCCUACACCUGCACUUUAUCCCCGGGCAGCCCUGCUCCAUCGGAAGACAUGUAUUUCGGGCAACCCGAGAGUAUCUAUGCACCCCCUAAACUGCAAAACUCUUCCCCAUUUCAUGAAUUUAUUUAA
Molecule: messenger RNA, 669 nt
Organism: Carcharodon carcharias (great white shark)
Lineage: Eukaryota; Metazoa; Chordata; Chondrichthyes; Lamniformes; Lamnidae
Product: neurogenin-1-like
Exons: 1
Coding region: 1-669 (222 amino acids)
Molecular function (GO): protein dimerization activity
Source: RefSeq, a predicted model, not a curated record